Molecule: messenger RNA, 826 nt
Organism: Armigeres subalbatus
Lineage: Eukaryota; Metazoa; Arthropoda; Insecta; Diptera; Culicidae
Exons: 2
Coding region: 43-732 (229 amino acids)
Source: RefSeq, a predicted model, not a curated record
GAAAAUCGUUUUCGAUUCAAAGUGGGCGGUAUUGGAAUCUUGAUGACCAUAGAUUCUGGUGCAGCUGGCAACUUAAUUGAUCUUCAGACUUGGACUAGACUGCAGAGAGAUGGUGCCAAGGUAAAAUUCAGCCGACAAGUCGACCGUUCGUUCAAGGCGUACGGCACUGAACGCCCUCUGAACAUGGUGGGAAUGUUUUCAGCGGAAAUUGAAGCGGGAGGCCACAAGGUAGAAGCUGUGUUCUAUAUUGCAGAAAACGGGAAACAAUGUCUCCUUGGAGACGAAACAGCGAAGCAACUCAAAGUGUUGAAAAUUGGUUAUGGCGUAGCAUCAAUUCACCAACAUCCUAAACCAUUCCCUAAAAUCAAAGGUGUUUUAGUGGAAAUUCCAAUAGAUUUGAAUGUCAAAGCAGUACAGCAGCCAUACCGACGAGCACCUUUCGCAUUGGAGGAUAAAAUUGCCGACAAGUUGCAAUACCUACUGAAUCAAGAUAUUAUCGAGCGGGUCGAAGAGUCAUCCCCCUGGGUUUCUCCUAUCGUACCGAUCUUGAAAGACAAUGGAGAAGUUCGUCUCUGCGUAGACAUGCGCAGGGCGAACCAAGCCAUCGUUAGAGAAACGCAUCCAUUGCCUAUUGUGGAAGAGAUGUUUGGAGGUAUCACGGGAGCAACCAGAUUUUCAAAACUCGACAUAAAAGAAGCUUAUCAUCAGGAUCAGACUGGCAGUGGGACCUAAGAACAUUUGUACUGAUGUAUAAUUCAACACCGCAUUCAACAACGGGGGUGGCCCCUUCUAGCAUGCUGUUUGGAAGAAAACUCAAAGAUAAACU